AUGGCGACGGCUGUGGAGAGCGCCCUGCGGGAGGCCCUGGCGGGGCCCGCGCCCGGGGCGGCGGCGCUGAGCGCCGUGCGGGACGGGCUGGCGGCGGCGGGGGGACCGGCCGCUCUCGGGCAGCGGGAGCGGGAGCGCUUCGGAGCCCUGCUGCGGAGCCUGGCGGCGGCGGCGGCGGCCGGGCCCGAGGAGCCGCCCGGGCCCUGGCGGAGCUGCUUCGUGGAGGGGCCGCCGGGCCUCGCCUUCAGCGCCCUGCUCGGGGCCCUCGGGGAGCCCCCGGGAGCGGCCCCGCGUCCCGGCUUUCGGCCGCGGGUGAUCGUGGAGGUGCUGGAGCAGUUCCUGCGGGAGGGCCGCCUCUCGGCCCUGAUGUGGGAGGUUUGCCAGCAGCACGCGCAGGGCGGCUCGGCCGAGCUGCAGGACGCCCUGCUCCACGGGAUCGUGUCUCUGCCCGACCGCGUGAGCAACAGCCUGCAGGGGAAGAACCCCGCCGUGUUCUUCCCACAGAGCUACUUCCCUCUGCUGGGCGCUGCGGUUAUCGAGGUGCUGCACCAGAUCUCCAGUUCCCUGAGAGGUGGCUCGGAUUGCUCAAUAUCGUUUGUUUCUCACGUUCUGGGGAAGGUCUGCGUUCAUGGGAGACAAAAAGAAAUUCUGAGCGUUUUGGUGCCCCGCCUCACGGAUCUCACCAAGUCGGACUGCAUCUGGCAAAGAAUUUGCUGGCGACUGGUUGAGUGUGUGCCAGACCGCUGGGUGGAGGCGGUGGUCCUUGGUUUUGUUCAGAGAGCGCCGGGGGCAGACGUCUUGUCUAGGCUGCUGGGGAACCUGGUUGUGAAAAACAAGCAAGCUCAGUUUGUUGUGACGCAGAAGUUCCUCCUCUUGCAGUACGGCUACACGACUGCGGUGCUACAGAACCUCCUUGGCUACCUGGCCCUGGACAGUCUUCGGCGUCCCUUGUUGAUCAAAGUGCUGCAAGAACUCUUGGAGACCUGGAGCAGUAGCAGUGCUGUGAAACACUCCCCGGCUGAGCAGCAGGAAUAUAUUAGCAAGGCCAUCCUUAUCUGCCUUUCCCACCUGAAGGAGCCUGAAAUAGAGAGCUGCAGACAAGAACUUCUUACAAGCAUGAUGGAGGGCGUGAAAUGUCACCUGGAUAGCAGCCUGCCACAGAUCCGGCGUCUGGGAAUGAUUGUGGCAGAGAGCAUUAGUUCAAAAAUAAACACCGACGGGCCUGUGCUGAAGUUUCAGUACGAAGAAGAUGAUGAAGCAAGAGAACUGAAGUCCCUUCUGGUGCAGGCCCCGUCGUUCUGUGUUGUCCCAAGCGUCCCAGACGACAACAGGAGUGAGCAAGCAGAUGCUGCGCUGCCGCCGGCAUCGGAAGGUACUGGAAAAUCCCAUACAGCGGCGACCCACGUGGUGUCAGAUGAGGAGUCGGACGCUGAGCUUGACAGCGACGAUGAUCUUACUCCUUAUGACAUGUCAGAGGACAAAGAACUAAAGAAGACUAAGGCUCCAGUGUAUAUUCGAGACUGUAUCGAAGUCCUGACAGGAUCUGAAGAUAUGGACAAAUGGGAAGCUACAGUCAAGGCUCUUGAGAGCUUGGUUCGAAAGAAUCCAGCGGCAACAAGAGAGGUUAGUGUGGAGCUGGCAAAAAUACUACUGCAUCUGGAGGAGAAGACCUGCAUUGAAGGCUUCGCAGAGCUCCGUCAGAGGGCCCAAGUAGCUGUUCUAACUGCGGAUCCAAUACCUGUAGCACAGUACUUGACCUCCCAGUUCUAUUCCCUGAACUACAGUCUGCGUCAGCGCAUGGAUAUUCUUGAUGUACUGGUUUUGGCAGCUCGGGAACUGUCCAGUCCCAAAGUCCAAGGGAAGACCAAGCAUGUUGAAAAGCCUCGUGUCCAGCUUCUUCCUGGAAGUGACAGCUCUAAGGACUGGAGAAAAAUUGUUGAUGAGAGGAUCAAAAGCAAGACUAGGAGGUUUGCGAAGGGUCCACCUCAAGUGCAAGUGGCUUCUGGCCCAAACGAAUUCAAUUCUGUUGCUGGACACUUCUUUUUUCCAUUGCUCCAGAACUUUGACAGGCCUUUAUCAACUUUUGAUCUCCUGGGGGAAGAUCAGUUUGUCCUUGGAAGACUGGUCCACACGUUAGCAGUCCUGAUGUACCUGGCUGUCAACACUGUGGCAGUUACCGCAAUGGGGAAGGCACUGCUGGAGUUUGUCUGGGCCCUGCGUUUCCACACCGACUCGUAUGUGCGUCAGGGCCUUUUAUCCUGUAUCUCCUCCGUGCUGCUCAGUGUCCCUGCGGAGCAUCUUCUGAACGACAUGACAGAAGAGCUUUUGGAGGCUCGGUCCUGGCUGGGAGAUGUGGUGGAAAAAGAUCCAGAUGGGGACUGCAGGAGGCUGGCCUUGCAGAACUUGCUACUAAUGGAGAACCUGAAAAAGAAACUCAACAAAACUGUCCCUUCCUAGCUGAAGGGUAACAAAUGACUUUACCUCGUACUCUUGCCAGCUGGCUGUAUGUAGGCACUGCUGGGGCCUCUUCGACGGUCACCUGGCUGGAGAAGAGGAAGGAGGGGGAAGGGUGCAGAGCUGUACGCCAGCGAACCUGACUUGACAUCUGGACUUUGUAGUGGAGGCCAAUUUAGUGAGCUACUGCUAUCCGGUACGGAGUGUACAGAUGCAGGAAGGUAGGCUAGCACUGCCAUCCUCUCCACACCUCCCCCAGCCCCCACCCCCAGCUAUUUAUAACCUUGGCAGGUUUGAGUCCUCUGCUAAAAAUACAGGGAAGAUCUCAUAGCUGACUUCUUGUCAGAAAAACAGGAGGGCUGGAAACAGCCACUUACCUCCCAGGGCUGUGACAUGCCUAUAAAAAAA
Oxyura jamaicensis (ruddy duck) is the source of this 2862-nucleotide messenger RNA. It is a transcript of the gene TELO2, whose product is annotated as telomere maintenance 2. Gene Ontology annotation, biological process: protein stabilization; telomere maintenance via telomerase. Lineage: Eukaryota; Metazoa; Chordata; Aves; Anseriformes; Anatidae. The coding region runs from base 1 to 2457 and encodes 818 amino acids. The transcript has 20 exons. The record is from RefSeq and is a predicted model, not a curated record. Gene Ontology annotation, cellular component: cytosol. Gene Ontology annotation, molecular function: Hsp90 protein binding; telomeric repeat DNA binding.